Messenger RNA from Paramacrobiotus metropolitanus, 1035 nucleotides. RefSeq lists its product as uncharacterized. Bases 251 to 820 code for a protein of 189 amino acids. NCBI's taxonomy places the organism in Eukaryota, Metazoa, Tardigrada, Eutardigrada, Parachela, Macrobiotidae. The record is from RefSeq and is a predicted model, not a curated record. The transcript is spliced from 7 exons.
UAUCGCUUGUUGCGCAAUACACAGUCUGCGGACCUGAGAUGCCAUUCAGUUGUUAGUCUAACUGGGUUUGGAAACAAACAAUUAGUUAUGCGGGUUCAUAUUUGCUGGUAUACAUUGUGAUUCUUUAACGUUUUUAACUGCUUUUCAAGUAGUUCUUGAAUCUGUUUAAAUUCUUCGUGGUACAGAUUGGAUUACUGCGCUUGCAAAGAGGAUUUGGUUUGGAAGAGAAAAAGAAGAGAGGUUCAGAAAGAUGAUGCGACCGUUUAGCUAUCGUGACGGAGAUGGAGUUUUGCGAACGGGACUAAAUUCCGUGAAACAGCCACGUAUUAUCGAUAUUUCGGAGAAGAAUCUAAAGAUCUCAGGAUACACACAAAUUCGUAUUGUGUGUAAAAACACACUCGAGUGUAAAGGCCAAAAACUGGACUCCCACCUGCACGAAUCCAUCAAGAAGCUCCAAUCUCGCCAUCUGGUCACAUUGUGCGAUAAUCGAUUGACUGUGGAAGAGCUAUCGGAGGACCUCAGAGAACGUUAUCAAUUAGGAGGAGCGAAAAUGGAAUUUAAGAAAAACGAUGAAACACUGAAAAGUUCAGAGACUAUUCAAGAUUGGGUCAACUGUAUGAAGUGGAAAAAGGAACCCGGAUUGUACGGAGAGGUCUGUUACAGUGUCGAUUUGGAGAUUUGCGCUGCUGGUGGACGCCCUCCUGUUAUUCCAAGUUUUUCUGAACUGUUAGAAAGUGUGGCUGAUAAAAACAUCAAGCGCAUAGUUGUGGAAAUCGGUUUCGAAGACGGCACAAAAAUGGUCAUCACUGGACAGUUUUAGUAGACUUAAGUGGAUUCCAGUUACCCAAACGGAACAUUUCUGUGCUGAAAUUAUUCUUCUAAUCUUAAUGGCCUUUUACUCUUUUUAUUUGUAUAAGAUUGUAACACUUUAUGUUACUCUGUAUCAUAAAAAUAGAUUUUUGGGUAUGUUCGUGAACUAAAAAUAUUGAUGGAAAUGUGUUCAGCCUUCAGCGUUCUAAUUCAAGGUUAUAUUAA